Messenger RNA from Lytechinus variegatus (green sea urchin), 2188 nucleotides. RefSeq names its product proton-coupled folate transporter-like. The transcript is spliced from 10 exons. NCBI's taxonomy places the organism in Eukaryota, Metazoa, Echinodermata, Echinoidea, Temnopleuroida, Toxopneustidae. Gene Ontology annotation, molecular function: transmembrane transporter activity. The coding region runs from base 146 to 1681 and encodes 511 amino acids. The record is from RefSeq and is a predicted model, not a curated record. Gene Ontology annotation, cellular component: plasma membrane. Gene Ontology annotation, biological process: transmembrane transport.
ACCCACAAUGCACUGGAGCGUUGACCUCACCAAAAAGCGGUCGUCUGCAAUGUGACUGUCUGAAUAGGUACCAACAACAAUAUCAUUGGCAUUGACCGCCGAGAAGGGGACGACACUUUGAAUUGACAGUAGAUAAAGGUAGAGUAUGAAAGCAGACGAUUCUAGAAUGCAUGGCAGUGGAUCCUCAGGCAAGGCCCCUGACGAGGCAGACAUCAAAUAUACCGAUCCUGUACACAGCCCAAUCCAAACUCAAGAUGACAAAUUUGAAUUUCAACUCAAGAGGGCGGCAUCACGUUACGUCACAGUUGAAAUCCCCGUUGCCCUCACAUGCCUGACAUAUCAGUUGAUAUCAACGAUGAAGGCUGAAUAUCUCCACGAUAGAAUCUCAGUGAAAUACAAUCAGUCGCUAGUCAAAAACAACUCCGCCUCAUCAACGUGUGGAACGAACUCGACCUCAAACCAAAGUCACAUUGAUGACGUCAUUCAAGCAGAAACAGCAACAUGGCUCCUCUAUCUGGGCCUUGCAUAUGCCGUACCCGGUGUCAUCAUGGCUAUUUUUGUCGGAUCUCUGAGCGAUCGGUUCGGUCGCAAACCGGCUUUCUGUCUGAACAUCACCGGUUACUGCUUGUUAUGCGGGAUUUACUUGGGUAUCGUCUACUUUCAAGCUCCGAUGGAGUACUUGCUCAUAGGAGACUUUAUUUUGGGCGCAACCGGGGGACAGGCCCUACUUCUGUCGACGGGUGUGGCUUAUAUAGCGGAUGUGACGUCAGUAAAGUCCAGAACUACUCGAGUCGUCACAUUGGAGACGAUAUUUUUUGUUGGCAUGGGUGUCGGUCAGAUAUCCCUCGGGGUCGCUUUGCAAUACAGUCCGGAUCAGUCUUUUCAGAAGUACAUAGCGCCAAUCUGCCUCGCUCUCGGAUGCUCAGUGACGUCACUGGCCUAUGUCGCUCUGCCCAAUAUACUGAUCGAGACAGUAGAUAGGAAGAAAGCAAGUAACGGUGUUGGAGUGAAGGAGUUGAUUUCCGGUGUUAUUGAUAUACUGAGGAUUAACACCAACGAUCGUCGGCUGAAAGUAAUCAUGUAUACCAUCGUAAUGAUAAGCAUUAUAAUCACUGCAAGAGUGCAGACACAAUUAGUAGUGGUCUAUGCUCUUGGUGUGCCGUUCUGCCUCAGCCCUUUGAUGGUAUCCGUCAUGAACAUCGUAGGACUAGCUAUCCAAAGUAUAGGUAUGAUAUUUUGCGCUGCCCUAGUAAGUCGUUUUCUGAGUGAAAACUGGAUCCUUCAGCUUAGUUUUAUAAAUGCCACCGUCCUGUUUCUCAUCGUUGCUCUUGCCCAGAAAGGUUAUCAACUAUUCAUUGGUUCUGGUGUUGGUCUCUUUAAUGCGAUUUGUUUCCCGGUGAUACGAUCUCAACUUUCCAAGCUUGCGAGAGAGGAUGAAAAAGGUCUAAUGUUAGCGUUUGUCGGCUGUAUGGACAGCAUAGGAACAUUAUUGACCCCCGUCAUAGCGAACAACAUCUACUCCGCAACCGUCUCGUUCUAUCCUCCCUUGGUGUUUUUCUUCACGUCUGCGUUCCAGAUUAUCCCUGCAACCUGCGUUGGCGUUCUUCAAUGUAGGCAGACGCAAGAAUCCAAGUAUCACGUGGUUAAUCACGUGGACGAAGAACAAGACAAAGCUUCGUGACGUCACAUUAGUGACCAACUUUGAUGUAAUGUUGUUGCGUUCCGAUGGCGUGUCUGCUUUUUAACGACUAUGAAAACCUCACCUGUGCAUUCCACAUGUUAUCGAGGCUUUUAAUCUAGGAUUGCUUAAAAGUUUAAUCACGUGAUUAAUAUUUUACCUCGGUCUCCAGAGAGCAAUGGUGAUUCGUCAAAAGUUUGGUUUUGUUUAAUGACUUUUCCCCCCUUUAUUUUGAAAGAUAUAACUACUAGAUUAUCUUUUCCCCUUUUGGUAACAAGGUUUUAUUAAUUUUAUUCGAGCGAAAUUAAAUCAUUGUACGCUCCCGGAACAAUGAAUUUUAUGAUGAAUUAUUGGGUCAGUUUUUACUCCUCAAAAUGGCAACAUUAUUUGUCUUCUUCUUCGUAUCCUUCCAACGCAUUUACCUUUUGAAGAGGAAGCGAACUACGUGGUCUUUCAUUCACUGUUUGUUACAAAUAGGAAAAUAGCUAUAGAUAUACCUUUUGGGAUAAC